Molecule: messenger RNA, 591 nt
Organism: Candida dubliniensis CD36
Lineage: Eukaryota; Fungi; Ascomycota; Pichiomycetes; Serinales; Debaryomycetaceae
Exons: 1
Coding region: 1-591 (196 amino acids)
Biological process (GO): vacuolar transport
Cellular component (GO): endosome
Source: RefSeq, a predicted model, not a curated record
AUGAGUAAACCACAACUGCAACCCCCAUUCCCAAAUAAAUAUCAUGUCAAACUAGUUGCUUCUCUGGAUUCAAAAGCUUGUCUCAUAUGUUAUAAGCCAGCAACAACAGUACUACUAGCUGAUGGUAACGGUGAUUUUUUCUACAUUUGUCCCCAACAUUUAUCAGACGAUCAAUUUGCUAAUGCUAUACAUCCCGAAGAAUACACAGAACUACUAGACCAAAAACAGAAACUAACAGAAAAAAAAUCAAAAUUGGAGAAAGAUGUUGAGACGGAAAAACCUUAUAUUUGGAACACGGUGGCAGGAUAUUGGAAACUGAAGGAUAACAACAAAGAAAAGGAAAAGGAUAAAGACAAAUCUACAGAGUCGAAAUAUGAAAAAUUGAAACAAGAAUUGAAUGAAGUUACCAAAGAACUAGAAGAAUCAAGUAAGAAAAUCCUGGAGUUUAAAUUCAAAUUGUAUCAAUUGAAUCAAGAUAUUUAUAAAAGUAGAUUGAUGGCUCAUCAAAAGAAGAAAUACAAUCAACAAAGAGCAGUGAAAAUUCAGGAAGAAGGGUUCUUCCCAUCUGUUCCUAGUCAUAGUUUAGAAUAA